AUGUCCGCUACAACUCACGCCACGGCCCCAUCGACGACUGCCUCCUCUACUAGGGCCGCUGCACAGGCCCCUACCGACGACGGCAAGUACUACCAGCCGUUCUACUCUGACCCCGUCAACCGGCCGACCGCACCCAUCCUCUGGGCGGCGCGCGACGCUUCGACCGAGUGGGGGCGUAUCUUUGCGGCUCAGGACUGGGACGCGAUUGACGAGGCAACUGUGAGCCUCGCUGUCUUUGACAAGGCGUACGAAUGGAAUCAGGCGCAGUGGGGGUGCCGCGGGUGGCAGACGCCAGCAGAGUGGCGGAAGGAGACGGACUCGUACGCGUCCAUUGCGUUUGUCCGUAUUCUUACAUUUUGCCGUGCAGCGCUCGACCUAUGCGCCGAGCCCCUCGUCGACGACGGCCCAGUCCGCGUCGCCUUGCUGGACGAGAUCCCGCCGCCGCCGGCCAUCCCGGGCGACCGCAUCGGCCGCCUGCUCGCCCAGUUCGACCCAGUGGUCCGGCACGCAGAGCAGCUGGCCGAGCCACUCGAGGGUGUUUCGGCAGUGUUCGUAUACGCCCCGCGCCGCGGUGCGUACGUCCUCGAAGAGGAAGCCGACGUCGACCCCGGCGUGUCCGACCUCACGUCCUAUGCGCAUGUCCCCGGUAGCCACGACGGCGACGCUGAUGGAUCACCUUGA
Apiotrichum porosum is the source of this 681-nucleotide messenger RNA. RefSeq lists its product as uncharacterized. Lineage: Eukaryota; Fungi; Basidiomycota; Tremellomycetes; Trichosporonales; Trichosporonaceae. The transcript is spliced from 4 exons. The record is from RefSeq and is a predicted model, not a curated record. The coding region runs from base 1 to 681 and encodes 226 amino acids.